Messenger RNA from Caenorhabditis auriculariae, 675 nucleotides. NCBI's taxonomy places the organism in Eukaryota, Metazoa, Nematoda, Chromadorea, Rhabditida, Rhabditidae. The record is from the annotation of a GenBank genome assembly.
AUGAACAAAAUUGAGUUCAACGACUACUCCAUCGUCCCAGAAGACGUUACAAUGGAACAUAGGUAGAAGGUUCUUUGAAUAAUUUGUCCUGAAUAUGACAAAUUCAAAAAAGGCUUUCAAGAAGACGUUUUUGAUCAAACAAAGGAUUCUAAAAAAUGUUUUUAACUAAGGAGGAGAACGCCGGCUCAAAAAGCCGUGCCGAAGAGAACGACGGAGACUCAAACUUGAGUCUUUUCAGAAGACGUUGCCAAAAAAUGGACGCUUCAAAAUAAUCCGUCUCAAAACAAAUCAAGGACGACGACAGCUGAAGAUUUCCUAGAAGACCACCGGACAGCUUCGAAGAAUCGCCGAUGCCAUUGCUCAGCUGGGAAAUCAGUCUGCGACGUGUUUUUCUUCUCCUCUUUUUGUCUUCUGUUUUUUUUCCGCGGUGCAUGAAAAAAGCGGCCUCGACUCUCAACACCCCCGUCUGGCGGCGACGGAGGCUUCGGCGGACCCUAUCGAUCUCGUGUUUUCCAGUGUGGAAAGAAAAGGAGGAAAGCUCUCGGCAAAGAGAAGCUCUCCGCUUCGGCUCUACCGCACCAAACGCUUUUUUCCUGCCUUUCGCCCUGGAGGAGCCUCUUGAAAUUUAUCGAUCGAUCGAUCUCGACGGCGGCUCAUCCCACAGACAUCCCUUGA